GGCGAUUGAGCGACACACUUUCGGAGAGAGAGAGUGAGAGAGAGUAGCACCACUGCCUCCCCUCCACUCGAAUAGCCUACAUAUCUGUAGGCCUAUUUCCUAGUGCUCUCUGGACAGAAAACGCAUUACACCGCGGCAUUUUUUUUGGACAUAGAAUAACUAGGCUACUCAACAGAUACAUCCAAUAUCAAUUCACUUGAAGACGGGAUUAUUUCGGUCGCACAACCGCCGCGAAUAAACGGAAGAUGGCAGUGACUACCUGUACACGUUUUACGGACGAUUUCCAACUAUAUGAAGAACUCGGAAAGGGAGCGUUUUCAGUGGUGCGCCGCUGUGUCAAACUUUGCACCGGCCAGGAGUAUGCUGCCAAAAUCAUCAAUACCAAAAAGCUCUCAGCCAGAGAUCACCAGAAGCUGGAGAGGGAAGCCAGGAUCUGCAGAUUGCUCAAACACUCCAAUAUCGUUCGUCUCCAUGACAGUAUAUCAGAGGAGGGCUUCCACUACCUUUUGUUUGACCUGGUGACAGGUGGAGAGCUGUUUGAGGACAUCGUGGCCAGAGAGUACUACAGUGAAGCAGAUGCCAGUCACUGCAUCCAGCAGAUCCUGGAGGCUGUGCUACACUGUCACCAGUCGGGCGUGGUACACAGAGAUCUCAAGCCAGAGAACCUCCUGCUGGCCAGUAAGUGUAAGAAUGCUGCAGUGAAGCUGGCUGACUUUGGAUUGGCCAUCGAGGUGCAGGGAGACCAACAGGCGUGGUUCGGUUUUGCAGGUACCCCAGGCUACCUAUCUCCAGAGGUACUGAGGAAGGAGGCGUAUGGUAAACCUGUAGACAUCUGGGCCUGUGGUGUGAUCUUGUACAUCCUGCUAGUGGGGUAUCCUCCAUUUUGGGAUGAGGACCAACACAAACUCUAUCAGCAAAUUAAAGCAGGAGCUUAUGACUUUCCAUCUCCAGAGUGGGACUCGGUGACUCCAGAAGCCAAGAACCUGAUUAACCAGAUGUUGACCAUUAACCCUGCCAAGAGGAUCACUGCCCAGGAGGCCCUCAAACACCCAUGGGUCUCCCAACGCUCCACCGUGGCGUCAAUGAUGCACAGACAGGAGACAGUGGAGUGCCUGAAGAAGUUCAACGCCAGGAGGAAACUCAAGGGAGCAGUCCUGACAGCUAUGCUGGUGACAAGGAAUUUCUCCGGUAAAUUUGGUAGACAGUCUACAUCUCCUGCGUCAAUCACUACUGUUCCUGCAACUGCCGCUGGGAUAGUGGAGCAAGCCAAGAGUCUCCUCAACAAGAAGGCUGACGUCAAGCCUAACAGCACGAGAAACAGCACAGUCAUCAGCCCCAAAGGAGCCCCCUCUGCUGCACUGGAGCCUCAGACCACUGUUAUCCAUGUGGAUAGGAACAAGGAUUCAUCUGACAGCAACACCACUAUUGAGGAUGAGGAUGUGAAACUGCGAAAACAGGAGAUUAUCAAGAUCACUGAGCAGCUGAUUGAAGCUAUCAACAAUGGAGACUUUGAGGCCUACGCGAAGAUCUGUGACCCAUGUUUGACGUCAUUUGAGCCAGAGGCCCUGGGGAACCUAGUGGAGGGCAUGGACUUCCACCGGUUCUACUUCGACAACCUCCUGUCUAAGAACAGUAAGCCCAUCCACACCACCAUCCUCAACCCUCACGUCCACCUGAUUGGUGAAGAGGCCGCCUGCAUCGCCUACAUACGCCUCACGCAAUUCGUCGACGGCACCGGCCGCCCAUGCUCCAGCCAAUCAGAGGAGACGAGGGUGUGGCAUCGCCGGGAGAGCAAGUGGCAGAACGUUCACUUCCACUGCUCAGGAGCACCGGCCGCACCGCUGCAGCAGUGAACUGGAGGAGUGAGAGUCUUAGAGAGGAAAGAGAGAUGGAGAGUGAGAGAGGAGAGGAGGAUGGAGACCCCACCCCCCACCCCCCAGCAAGUGCACGCUGCUACUGCAACUUAACAACGCACAGCCUCAACCCCUCCUGGACACACACACACACACACAAGCUGCAGCAACAACUAUCACUGCAACCAUAUCAUCCAAUACAAAUGCCAACAGACACAAACCUUCAGUCCAGUACUCUAGCUCUCCCUCUCUUCCUCUGCUGUAGCCCCACCCCUGGCGCAGAUACAUCUACAGUUUAAAUCAAGUUUAUUACUGUAUUAUUAUUUAUAUUAUUACUAUUACUACUACUAUUGUUGUUGUUGUUAUUAUUAUUAUUGAUGCAAGUAAGUUGUUGUUAUAUUGUGUACAAUAUCUUUAAUGGUCCAGUUGAUCCUCUUUAAAGGGGUUUGUUCCUCUUGUUGAAGAGGAGCAUGACUUCUCCAGUGUUAUUUCCCAGUGAGUGUUUGUUGAGUUGUGCUCCUCCAGUAAAGUCGAAGCAAAAUGCCGUUGAGUUACAAAUUGCGGGGAUGAAUUUUGAUUUCUGCUUAUUUUCGCUAUGCAAGUAUGCCGAACUAAUCCGUUGCAUACUUGCGCAAAACUGAAGUUAGGCUUAAGGCUGCUUCCUGCCUGGCGUAUCAACUGACUACACAUUGCACAAACCAACAGGAUUAGUGCAGUUGUGUGUUUUUGCUACAGUUUUGCUUGUCUUUUAUUCCGAAAUAUGGAAACAGGCUAUCCUCUGAUGAUGAAUUGUAUGCACCACCAACCCUCCCCUCCCCCACCCCACCCUCUGAUGAUGAAUUGUAUGCACCAUCACCCCUCCCC
Messenger RNA from Coregonus clupeaformis (lake whitefish), 2717 nucleotides. It is a transcript of the gene camk2b2, whose product is annotated as calcium/calmodulin-dependent protein kinase type II subunit beta. The transcript is spliced from 21 exons. Bases 246 to 1853 code for a protein of 535 amino acids. Gene Ontology annotation, biological process: protein phosphorylation. The record is from RefSeq and is a predicted model, not a curated record. Gene Ontology annotation, molecular function: calcium/calmodulin-dependent protein kinase activity; calmodulin binding; ATP binding. Gene Ontology annotation, cellular component: cytoplasm; neuron projection. Lineage: Eukaryota; Metazoa; Chordata; Actinopteri; Salmoniformes; Salmonidae.